GUCGGGAUAACAAUUGAUAAAUGAUAAGAGGUUUGCCGUUAAUUGAUUUUGCCCUUGUGAUACGAGUCUUAGUCUUAUGUUUUUUUAAAUUUUUAUGAAUUAUUAUUAUAAUAAUGUUUGAGGUAUAAAAUGUAAAAAUCGAGGAAUAUUUCUUUGUCAUUUGAUUUAUCACAGAAAUAAUACGCAAAUUCCUAAUCACCUAUAGUAAACAACGCUACGUGAGUUUUUCCUGUUAACCAUAACAGAUAAUUGUAAUAAAUCACGCCACGCGCGUGAACCAAACAAUUUGUGUUGAAAUUCUUUGGUGUGCCCUAUCCAAAGUACAUAUUAGCCAUAACUGGCUCGGAAGCAACAACAACUAGACACGCCGAAGCCUAGUCAAUUGACUCCCCGCAGAGGAUCAACACCUCCAGUCAUCGAAAAGAAAUAAUGAGUGACCAAGAACAAGCCAGCAAGUGGCAGAAGGUGGCAGACCUCAUCGGUCAGCUUGGGUUACUGUCCAAAGAACCAAGACAACUACUAACCGACUGUGUUGACCGGAUGACGACACAUCAGCUGUUACAGGACCCUGUACAUGCUGCAAUCUACUACCGGGGCUGGGAUGACCGCACCACCGACAUCCAGCAGAUGUUGAGGACCCAGCCAUCAACCAGACCACUACAGCCGCACCCGCCAAAGCCAGUCAACCAACCAAUCCAAACUGUGACGUCCGUAACGCCCAGGGAGCCGACAACGGUAUUCGGACUGUCAGGGACAGCCCCACCACCGAUGGUGAGGAAGAAGAUGAAGGCACAGCUAGCGCGUCAAAAACGCAGGUUCCAGCAAAUAAAAAAGAAGAUAAAUGCUAGGAUGCUUAUUACCAGCCAGCAAUCGCAGCUAGCAAAGCUCCCUAAACCGACUUAGGAUUCAUAUAUUUGUACAAAAUGUCAAGAAUCUGAAUAAAUUUUAGCAUCAUGAUAAAUAUUAUACUCUAUAAUUGGUAAAUUAGUAUACAUUUUAUUAGAUUUAUCUUCAUUUAAUUCUGGUGUAAUUGUUUCAUUUAAUCUCUGUUGAUAAUAUUAAAAAUUUAGCUAAGCAUCAAAACACUAAAAAAAAAUAAAUUAUUUUGUAAUAUGGUAAUACCUACUUACCAUGUUA
Molecule: messenger RNA, 1137 nt
Organism: Rhopalosiphum padi (bird cherry-oat aphid)
Lineage: Eukaryota; Metazoa; Arthropoda; Insecta; Hemiptera; Aphididae
Exons: 2
Coding region: 430-903 (157 amino acids)
Source: RefSeq, a predicted model, not a curated record